Messenger RNA from Wyeomyia smithii (pitcher-plant mosquito), 1903 nucleotides. RefSeq names its product tol-Pal system protein TolA-like. The transcript has 4 exons. The record is from RefSeq and is a predicted model, not a curated record. Bases 436 to 1326 code for a protein of 296 amino acids. Lineage: Eukaryota; Metazoa; Arthropoda; Insecta; Diptera; Culicidae.
AUCAUUCGCCACUGUGUAGCCGUCCGGUCAGUCUAUAUGUUUAAAUUUCUCCCGAAAAGCAGCGCGCGCGAAUAAACGAACCGCAUUUGCACUCUAGCUUGCGUUGUGUUGACUAGUUCCCCUACUGCAUCCAACCAGUGCUCAAGGUACAAGAAGUAAAAAAAAAACUAGCCAUCGAAGAAAGGCAACCUAUUCGGAGGAAAAGGCUUUCGCGAUCUCCGCGUAUCUUUGUGAAGAGCAAAAACAGUACAUACGCCUAUCAGCAGUGUUCCUCGGUUCCAUCAUCUCGGCCCAGUAGUUGUGACAAUCACCGGUGCGGUUGAAGGAAAUUUGCGGUUUGAAAGGCAGAUUUUCAAGUACCACUGAUAAUCGCGCGACACCAAGCAUCACCUGUUACAAGUAGUACUCGGACAAGCACCGCGUAGUACUAGCAAAAUGAAAGUAGUUUUAGCAGUGGUUUUUCUGAUUUGCAUUAGUGUAUCAGAAGCACGGACCAAAGCAGAAAAGCGAAGGGACUAUGAAUUUGACUACGACACGGCUGCAGCCGGAGCACAAUAUGGUGCUUCCUAUUCCCCCAAGUCUGGUUACAGUGCCGGAAGUGGACUACGUUCGAUUGCGCAAGGAUCGGCUGAUCAAGCUGGUUCUGCAGUAGCGAACCAACAUGCCGCCGCUAAACAGGCAGCGUAUGUAGCGCAAAACACUCUUGCCCAAGCUGCGGCUCAAGCGGCGGCAACCGCGCAGGCUGCUCUUCAUGGAAAGCAGGUUUUACUGCAAGGUCUGGAGCAGCAAAGCUUGGAAGCGCACCAGGCACUGGACGCUGAAAUACAGCAACUGCAACAGGCCAAACGAUCGGCCAAGGCGGCCCAACAUGCUGCUCAGCAAGCGCUAAACCACGUGCAAGUCCUAACAGCCGCUCUGAACAACGCACAGGUCGCUUCAGAACAUGCACAACAGGCAGCUAGUGAAGCCGCGGCAGAACUGGCUUCCCAAACCCAGAUGGUUGGUUCAGCGAAGUCACGAGUAGAGGCGAUUGAAGAACAAUUGAACGCAGCUCGGGUUGACUUCGAAGCUACCCAAGAAGCGGCCCACAAGGCGGCCGCCUCUGCCCAGGAAGCACAAAACAACGCUGCUGAAGCCGCAGCUCACGCUGCUCUCACUCACCGUGUUGGUACCGUGGAUCAUCAAAUCCAAGCGAAAUCUUUCAAAACCCAGAACCAGCACCCGUCCGGAGAUGAAAUCAACAGCACUGAAAACGAGGGACCGGCCAACCACAAAUUUAGCGACUUUAAACCCUCACAACAGGGUUAUAAUUACCCUGGCUACUAACGCAUUCCAUCAGCAUCUUGUCAAGUUCAGUGAACUCUCUAUGUUUUAAUAGAAGCGAAAGCGAACUUAUGUUACAAGGAGAUAUUCAACAAAAAAUCAGCGAUUUGUACUAAGGGGCAAACUUUGGAGGUGUAAUGAUUUAGACGACGUUGCGAAGCACGAUCGACAUGUCUAAAUCUUGUCAAUGAAUUGCCGUGAGCUUCGCAGCGAUUACACUCGAUGAUACUAGAAAAGAAGUACCUAAAUAUUUGCCUAGUUUAGUUACCGGUUCUCCUAGAGGAUUUGUGUUGCCUAGAUAAAUAAUUAAAUGUGACAGGUAGUCAUUCGUUAUCGUAGACGUAAGAUGUGAAAACAACCAGUUUGAAUAUUUAUGCCAGAACAAUUAUCAAUAGAAUUCAUCUGCACAUCAGAUCUAGUUUAGUUAUGAUUGCAUGACUAGUUAGAAAUUAUUUAUUUAUUUUGAAGUUAUUACUUGCCAGCUUUGGUAUUAGUUUGAAAGAAACGUUGGUUUUGUUUUUGAUACAAACUGCUCUGUGCUUGAAAGAUGUUUAAAUAAAAAUAAAUUGCAAAUUAUAAA